Anopheles maculipalpis is the source of this 735-nucleotide messenger RNA. It is a transcript of the gene bigmax, whose product is annotated as max-like protein X. Gene Ontology annotation, cellular component: nucleus. NCBI's taxonomy places the organism in Eukaryota, Metazoa, Arthropoda, Insecta, Diptera, Culicidae. Gene Ontology annotation, molecular function: DNA-binding transcription factor activity, RNA polymerase II-specific; protein dimerization activity; RNA polymerase II cis-regulatory region sequence-specific DNA binding. The coding region runs from base 1 to 735 and encodes 244 amino acids. The transcript is spliced from 3 exons. The record is from RefSeq and is a predicted model, not a curated record. Gene Ontology annotation, biological process: regulation of transcription by RNA polymerase II.
AUGAACGACAGUAUCAAAUACGAGAUGGACAUGAAGAUGGAACCUUCUAGCCCACCGGAAAAGGACCGUACAAUGUACUCGCGGUGUUCGAGCGCGGGUAGCAUACACACACCGACCUCAUCUGCGCACAAUUCAGAGGACGAAGAAGACUCGGGCGAUAAUAAAAGUAGCACGAUGAGCUACAAGGAACGACGACGGGAGGCACACACCCAAGCGGAACAGAAGCGACGGGACGCAAUUAAGAAGGGCUACGAUUCGCUCCAGGAGCUAGUACCGACCUGCCAGCAAACCGAUGCGUCCGGCUACAAGCUUAGCAAAGCGUCCGUGCUGCAGAAAUCGAUCGACUACAUCGGGUAUCUGCUGCAGAGCAAGAAAAAGCUCGAAGAGGAACGGGCCUCGCUUCAGAAGGAGGUGAUGGCGUUGCGCAUCAUACAGAAGAAUUACGAAAACAUGCUGCAGCACCAGCAAACGUCGCCGGGCCGUACGGAGGCAAGGCUGAGCGAUGAUAUCAAGUUUCAGGUGUUUAAAGCGAUAAUGGACGAAAUGUUCGUCACGUUCGAGCAGCUGCCGAUGAACGACUUUGCGGAACUUACGUCCGGUGUUAUACCGUGGCUGGAGGAGCACUGUAAGCCGCACCUGUUGCGGGACGUGGUAAACCGGAUGCUGGCCCACAUAACGGCCAACAUUACGGCGGAGGUAGCGCAGGAUAGGGUGGGCAGCCGGGAUAUGAAUUGA